Linepithema humile (Argentine ant) is the source of this 565-nucleotide messenger RNA. RefSeq names its product RAB interacting factor STRAT (gene strat). Gene Ontology annotation, biological process: small GTPase-mediated signal transduction; post-Golgi vesicle-mediated transport. Gene Ontology annotation, molecular function: zinc ion binding; guanyl-nucleotide exchange factor activity. Lineage: Eukaryota; Metazoa; Arthropoda; Insecta; Hymenoptera; Formicidae. Gene Ontology annotation, cellular component: cytosol; membrane. The record is from RefSeq and is a predicted model, not a curated record.
CUAGCUUGAGUCAGCUGGCUUCUGGUUCUGUUGCUUGGCUAACCAAUUUAUUGCAAGAUUUAUUUUGCAUCGACUGACAAUGUCUACGGGCGAAGAUAAUGUCGAAAUCAAAAAGGACGCGGAAGGCAAAAACAAAGAUAAGGUCUAUUGCACAUUUUGUCCUUCAAAAAUGCUCAAUGCUGGAACUGCUAGAUUAAUAAACAAGGAGUUUGCACUACCACAUAUACAUAUUAAAGGAGAAGGUGAAGCUAAUCAGCAAGAAACUAUUUCCGAUUAUUGGUUGGUGGAAGAUAUGUAUACUUUUGAAAAUAUUGGUGUGUCGCAUACAGUAGGUAAUGUCAAAUACCUAGCUUGCGCGGAUUGCGAGAGAGGUCCAGUGGGAUGGCAUGAUUUGUCUACAAAGAAGUCAUAUAUUGCGCUAUGUAGAGUGAAACAUGAAUGAAUUAGAGAUAAGCUUAUUAAUUAAAUAAUUUUAUAAUUUUAUAUGACAUGUAAUAAUUUUAUAAGCAUAUGUACAGAGAUAAUGUUAUACAGAUAUAAAAUAAUAUUUAUGAUGCUAUGCAAA